UUCAAUUUGAAACCCAAUUGUCUCACACACAAACACGAUAUCGGUUUUGAGUUCUGACACUGAUCAACGAAAGGCAGAAGAAGACGCCGACGGCAAUGGAAGGUGGUGGCGGAAAUCUGUCGGAGCUCUACUCAAGCUCCAAGCGCCUCUCAUUGAAGAUCAGAGAUGCUUUGGAGCGGCUCGAGCGUCUCGAGUUCACCUCAACAUCCUCCUCUUCGCUUUCAUCGUCCAGCGCCGUUGUCGCGGCCUCUUCUGAUGAUCAACCUACUUUGAUUCGAAGAGAUAUCAGCCAGAUCCAGUCGCUCUGCGCUGAUAUGGAUCGCCUCUGGCGCUCCAUACCUUCCAAGCCUCAGCGCGAUCUAUGGAAAAGAAAGGUAGAACAAGUCAGUGAGGAGGCUGAGUCAUUUAGAGCUAGUUUGGAUAAGUACACAUCAAGGCAUCAGAAGCGAGUACAAGAAGCCCAAGAGAGAGCUGAAUUACUUGGAAGAGCUAGUGGAGAUGCUCAUGUUUUGAGAAUCUUUGAUGAGGAGGCUCAAGCAGUGGAGUCAGUCCGUAGAUCAUCAAGAUUACUAGAGGAAAGCUUUGCAACAGGAGUUGCUAUUCUUUCCAAGUAUAGUGAGCAAAGGGACCAUUUAAAGAGAGCUCAAAGGAAAGCUUUGGAUGUUCUCAACACUUUGGGGCUAUCAAACUCCCUAUUGAGGCUCAUUGAGAGGCGGAACCGUUUCGACAGAUGGAUUAAGUAUGCUGGCAUGACUGUAACUAUCAUCGUGGUCGUCAUGUUCUGGAGGUGGACAAGAUGACUGGAAUGUUGUCUCUCUCGCAACAAGUUAGUACGACUGCCUGACAUAUAUCCAAAUGAUCUUCUGGUGUGGUUGAUUUUAUCUGAGGUUGGUAAAAAGGUUAAAUCUCGUAGAUAUGUUUGGCUCACAAUGAUGAAUAGAAAAGAAUGUUGAAGGAAUUUAUAAAUGAAAGCAUUGUACAGACGAGAAUUUAGAUUUGUAAUCUCUAUCAGAUUUCUUUCCCCUCUACUAUAAGUGUUUUAGCUCUCAUUCGCAUGUAGAAUACAGAAAAUCUCAAGAAAGUUAUUCAGUUUUA
Salvia hispanica is the source of this 1095-nucleotide messenger RNA. RefSeq names its product membrin-11-like. Gene Ontology annotation, biological process: vesicle-mediated transport; vesicle fusion. Gene Ontology annotation, cellular component: Golgi apparatus; ER to Golgi transport vesicle membrane; endoplasmic reticulum membrane. The record is from RefSeq and is a predicted model, not a curated record. Gene Ontology annotation, molecular function: SNARE binding; SNAP receptor activity. Lineage: Eukaryota; Viridiplantae; Streptophyta; Magnoliopsida; Lamiales; Lamiaceae.